UCCCGACACUUUCCUUCCCCAAAGCCAUUUUAGUCAAAGGUCAUGUGUGUGUCUUGUCAAAGGCCAGCUUCCAAUGGAAUCAUUGUCCCCCGGGACAGCGGCCCCCUGACUACAUCUGCACUGGAGAAAUCCCAAAAGCAAACGGCCAGUGCAAACAAGAGCAGUCCGCAGCAGCCGUCCCGAGCACAGCUCUCAGGUCGCGGGGCUGCAGCCCAGGCCGCGUCCGCAGCGCCCGGGCAGGAACAGACGCCGAGACUCCCGCAGCAUGACCCGCCACGCCGAUCGGGAGGUGAAAAGUAAGAACAAGAUAAUAUCCCUGUUCACUUUUGCCGUUGGAGUCAGUAUCUGCUUAGGAUUCACUGCACAUCGAAUUAAGAGAGCAGAAGGAUGGGAGGAAGGUCCUCCUACAGUGCUAUCAGACUCCCCGUGGACCAACAUCUCCGGAUCUUGCAAGGGCAGGUGCUUUGAACUUCAAGAGGCUGGACCUCCUGACUGUCGCUGUGACAACUUGUGUAAGAGCUAUACCAGUUGCUGCCAUGACUUUGAUGAGCUCUGUUUGAAGACAGCCCGUGGCUGGGAGUGUACUAAGGACAGAUGUGGAGAAGUCAGAAAUGAAGAAAAUGCCUGUCACUGCUCGGAGGACUGCUUGGCCAGGGGAGACUGCUGUACCAAUUACCACGUGGUUUGCAAAGGAGAGUCCCAUUGGGUUGAUGAUGACUGUGAGGAAAUAAAGGCCCCAGAAUGCCCUGCAGGGUUUGUUCGCCCUCCAUUAAUCAUCUUCUCCGUGGAUGGCUUCCGCGCAUCAUACAUGAAGAAAGGCAGCAAAGUCAUGCCUAAUAUUGAAAAACUAAGGUCGUGUGGCACACAUUCUCCCUACAUGAGGCCGGUGUACCCAACUAAAACCUUUCCUAACUUAUAUACUUUGGCCACUGGGCUAUAUCCAGAAUCACAUGGAAUUGUUGGCAAUUCAAUGUAUGAUCCUGUAUUUGAUGCCACUUUUCAUCUGCGAGGGCGAGAGAAAUUUAAUCAUAGAUGGUGGGGAGGUCAGCCGCUAUGGAUUACAGCCACCAAGCAAGGGGUGAAAGCUGGAACAUUCUUUUGGUCUGUUGUUAUCCCUCACGAGCGGAGAAUAUUAACCAUACUGCAGUGGCUCACCCUGCCAGACAAUGAGAGGCCUUCGGUCUAUGCCUUCUAUUCUGAACAACCUGAUUUCUCUGGACACAAAUAUGGCCCUUUCGGCCCUGAGAUGACAAAUCCUCUGAGGGAAAUCGACAAAAUUGUGGGGCAAUUAAUGGAUGGACUGAAACAACUAAAACUGCAUCGGUGUGUCAAUGUCAUCUUUGUCGGAGACCAUGGAAUGGAAGAUGUCACGUGUGAUAGAACUGAGUUCUUGAGUAAUUACCUAACUAAUGUGGAUGAUAUUACUUUAGUGCCUGGAACUCUAGGAAGAAUUCGAUCCAAAUUUAGCAAUAAUGCUAAAUACGACCCCAAAGCCAUUAUUGCCAAUCUCACGUGUAAAAAACCAGAUCAGCACUUUAAGCCUUACUUGAAACAGCACCUUCCCAAACGUUUGCACUAUGCCAACAAUAGAAGAAUUGAGGAUAUCCAUUUAUUGGUGGAACGCAGAUGGCAUGUUGCAAGGAAACCUUUGGAUGUUUAUAAGAAACCAUCAGGAAAAUGCUUUUUCCAGGGAGACCAUGGAUUUGAUAACAAGGUCAACAGCAUGCAGACUGUUUUUGUAGGUUAUGGCCCAACAUUUAAGUACAAGACUAAAGUGCCUCCAUUUGAAAACAUUGAACUUUACAACGUUAUGUGUGAUCUCCUGGGAUUGAAGCCAGCUCCUAAUAAUGGGACCCAUGGAAGUUUGAAUCAUCUCCUGCGCACUAAUACCUUCAGGCCAACCAUGCCAGAGGAAGUUACCAGACCCAAUUAUCCAGGGAUUAUGUACCUUCAGUCUGAUUUUGACCUGGGCUGCACUUGUGAUGAUAAGGUAGAGCCAAAGAACAAGUUGGAUGAACUCAACAAACGGCUUCAUACAAAAGGGUCUACAGAAGCUGAAACCAGGAAAUUCAGAGGCAGCAGAAAUGAAAACAAGGAAAACAUUAAUGGAAAUUUUGAACCUAGAAAAGAGAGACACCUCCUCUAUGGGCGACCUGCAGUGCUUUAUCGGACUAGAUAUGAUAUCUUAUAUCACACUGACUUUGAAAGUGGUUAUAGUGAAAUAUUCCUAAUGCCACUCUGGACAUCAUAUACUGUUUCCAAACAGGCUGAGGUUUCCAGCAUUCCUGACCAUCUGACCAGUUGCAUCCGGCCUGAUGUCCGUGUUUCUCCGAGUUUCAGUCAGAACUGUUUGGCCUACAAAAAUGAUAAGCAGAUGUCCUAUGGAUUCCUGUUUCCUCCUUAUCUGAGCUCUUCACCAGAGGCUAAAUAUGAUGCAUUCCUUGUAACCAAUAUGGUUCCAAUGUAUCCUGCUUUCAAACGGGUCUGGAGUUAUUUCCAAAGGGUAUUGGUGAAGAAAUAUGCUUCGGAAAGAAAUGGAGUUAACGUGAUAAGUGGGCCAAUCUUCGACUAUGACUAUGAUGGCUUACAUGACACAGAGGACAAAAUAAAACAGUACGUGGAAGGCAGCUCCAUUCCUGUUCCAACUCACUACUACAGCAUCAUCACCAGCUGUCUGGAUUUCACUCAGCCUGCCGACAAGUGUGACGGCCCUCUCUCUGUGUCCUCCUUCAUCCUGCCUCACCGGCCUGACAACGAGGAGAGCUGCAAUAGCUCAGAGGACGAGUCGAAAUGGGUAGAAGAACUCAUGAAGAUGCACACAGCUCGGGUGCGUGACAUUGAACAUCUCACCAGCCUGGACUUCUUCCGAAAGACCAGCCGCAGCUACCCAGAAAUCCUGACACUCAAGACAUACCUGCAUACAUAUGAGAGCGAGAUUUAACUUUCUGAGCAUCUGCAGUACAGUCUUAUCAACUGGUUGUAUAUUUUUAUAUUGUUUUUGUAUUUAUUAAUUUGAAACCAGGACAUUAAAAAUGUUAGUAUUUUAAUCCUGUACCAAAUCUGACAUAUUAUGCCUGAAUGACUCCACUGUUUUUCUCUAAUGCUUGAUUUAGGUAGCCUUGUGUUUCUGAAUAGAGCUUGUAAUAAAUACUGCAGCUUGAGUUUUUAGUGGAAGCUUCUAAAUGGUGCUGCAGAUUUGAUAUUUGCAUUGAGGAAAUAUUAAUUUUCCAAUGCACAGUUGCCACAUUUAGUCCUGUACUGUAUGGAAACACUGAUUUUGUAAAGUUGCCUUUAUUUGCUGUUAACUGUUAACUAUGACAGAUAUAUUUAAGCCUUAUAAACCAAUCUUAAACAUAAUAAAUCACACAUUCAGUUUUU
This is a messenger RNA of Nomascus leucogenys (northern white-cheeked gibbon), 3378 nucleotides long. It is a transcript of the gene ENPP2, whose product is annotated as ectonucleotide pyrophosphatase/phosphodiesterase 2. The record is from RefSeq and is a predicted model, not a curated record. Lineage: Eukaryota; Metazoa; Chordata; Mammalia; Primates; Hylobatidae. Gene Ontology annotation, molecular function: phosphatidylcholine lysophospholipase A1 activity; zinc ion binding; alkylglycerophosphoethanolamine phosphodiesterase activity. The transcript has 27 exons. Bases 266 to 2941 code for a protein of 891 amino acids. Gene Ontology annotation, biological process: phosphatidylcholine catabolic process; immune response.